AAUUAAUAGACAGAAUAAAAUAAAUAUCUAAACUACUCUAUUAAUUAUUAUGAGUCUUCGUUUAACUUGUUAGUUCCAUUUAUACAUUUUGACUUUAAAUACUUAAAUGGUGUUUUAAUACCGAUCAAAUUUAUUAGUUGUGAAUGGUAAUGUCUUUUCCAGCCCAAAACGCUAGAGGUAUUCAGAAUCGAAAAAUACUUGAAGACUUGGAACUGAAGAAACAGAUAUUAUUAAAAACUGGUGCUGUUCCAACGCCUCCCACGGUUUCUCAUCCUACAACUCCGGGAACAUCUGAUAGUCAUUUUCAACGUGCCCAAGCCUUACAAUCUGCAGGUUUCUUCAUCACCACAGAUUCAGCUUUUGGUAAUUCUAUAUUACCUGUCCUGCCUCGCAUUGAAAAAUAAUACUCAGCAACCAUGGCAAUUAUGAAGUUAAAGACGUUACAGCAUGCACUUGAAGAUAUUGAAACAUUUGAAAACCCGAAAAUCGAACUAGAACAAUACACUACAUCAUCCCAUAUUGCAGCUUGUAUUCUACAUACAGCCCAAUUUGUAUAUAACGACAUUAGUGGUAAAUGUGUAGCUGAUUUAGGAUGUGGUUCAGGAGUAUUGAGUAUCGGUGCCGCUUUGUUAGGUGCUCAAUAUUGUGCAGGUUUUGAUAUAGAUCCAUCUGCUAUUUCUCUGAGUGUAGAAAAUGCUGCUGAUCGUGAUGUUUUAAGUCAAUGUGAUUUUAUUUUAUGUGAUGUAAAAAAGAUUGAUAAAAACAUGCAACUUAAAGCAUUUGAUACUGUCAUAAUGAAUCCACCGUUUGGGACAAGAGAAAGGGGAGCUGAUCUAAUAUUCUUAAAAAUGGCUUUAAGUCUUGCUACUCGUGCUGUAUAUUCACUUCAUAAAACAAGCACGAGAAAACGUGUAUUGUCAAUGGCAAAGGAGUUGAAUGUCCAUGCUAAGGUUAUUGCAGAGUUGAGAUUUGAUCUACCAGCAUCUUAUAAAUUUCAUAAACAAAAUUCUGUUGACGUGCAAGUCGAUUUAAUACGUUUUGCAUUGCCAUCACUAGAUAAUAAUCUCUAAUCUAAUUUUGUACCAUUCGCGAUUACAUAAAAAAAAGAAAGAAUACAA
Messenger RNA from Myzus persicae (green peach aphid), 1118 nucleotides. It is a transcript of the gene Mettl5, whose product is annotated as methyltransferase-like protein 5. The record is from RefSeq and is a predicted model, not a curated record. The transcript is spliced from 4 exons. Bases 417 to 1070 code for a protein of 217 amino acids. Gene Ontology annotation, molecular function: nucleic acid binding; rRNA (adenine-N6-)-methyltransferase activity. Gene Ontology annotation, biological process: rRNA methylation. NCBI's taxonomy places the organism in Eukaryota, Metazoa, Arthropoda, Insecta, Hemiptera, Aphididae.